Messenger RNA from Prorocentrum cordatum, 603 nucleotides. The record is from the annotation of a GenBank genome assembly. NCBI's taxonomy places the organism in Eukaryota, Dinophyceae, Prorocentrales, Prorocentraceae.
AUGCGCGAGAUAGCGGCUACCGUGGACGAGCUCGACAUCUCGACCGUCGCUACAGCCUGGGUGUACUUCGAGAAGCUCGUCCUCGGAGACUUUGUCAGGAAGGCGAACAGAAAGUUGCUUGCUGGAGCGUCUCUGAUAUUGGCGUUCAAAUUCAAUCAGCCGUCUUGGGGAAGCCGGGACAAGGAGACAUCGGAGGCUGCUUUGUUGAAGAAAUUAGCAGAUAGGAUCAGGAAGUUGGAUCGCAAGGACCAGCUUGACCAGGCUGCGCUGCGCAACGCGGAGGUCAGGGUGUUCGUCUGGCUCGAGUUCAGCCUCCACCUUCAGAGGGCUGAGGUCCUCCCUCACUUGCACCGGAUGCUGAAGGACAACGGAGAGACGCUAGAGCAUUACUACGGAGCCGAGACCACGCGCAUCGUCAACGACGAGUGGCGCCUCCUCUCUGGGCUCGACGACACUGACGGUGGCGAGCGCGGGGCGAGAAAGCCUUGGCACAAGUCACCGUUGCAGUCGCCUCUUCUGGGGGCCUGGCUGCCCCCCGCGCGCGUGCCGGAGAGGAUUCACCUGGAGCCGCACCCCCCCCGCGAUCGACUUGCGUCAGGGUGA